CAGAGUGCGCGCUUACACCUCUAAGAAGGUGUGAAAAAGCGGAAGUGUCGGUCAGCUGACUCUCUCACAUGAUCUGCAGAUAUUGUCAGGGAAGCUGAGUCUCUAUUUUCUCCGUUAAUCUGGUGUUUUUUCAGCUCGUGAUGGCCGGCCGCGGGAAACUGAUCGCCGUUAUCGGUGAUGAGGACACGUGCACCGGAUUCCUGCUCGGUGGGAUCGGCGAACUCAACAAGAACCGGAAACCGAAUUUCUUGGUGGUGGAGAAGGACACGAGCAUCACGGAGAUCGAGGAGACCUUCAAGAGCUUCUUGGGUCGGAACGACAUCGGCAUCAUCCUGAUCAAUCAGUUCAUCGCCGAGAUGAUCCGUCACGCCAUCGACGCCCACAUGCAGUCGAUCCCCGCCGUGCUGGAGAUCCCGUCCAAAGAGCAUCCGUACGACGCGUCCAAGGACUCCAUCCUGCGCCGAGCCAAGGGCAUGUUCUCCGCCGAGGACUUCCGAUGAACUCAACAUACACACACACUAAACACACACACACUGUAAACACACACACACACACACACACACACACACACACACAC
Molecule: messenger RNA, 577 nt
Organism: Thunnus maccoyii (southern bluefin tuna)
Lineage: Eukaryota; Metazoa; Chordata; Actinopteri; Scombriformes; Scombridae
Gene: atp6v1f
Product: ATPase H+ transporting V1 subunit F
Exons: 2
Coding region: 141-500 (119 amino acids)
Biological process (GO): proton transmembrane transport
Cellular component (GO): membrane; proton-transporting V-type ATPase, V1 domain
Molecular function (GO): proton-transporting ATPase activity, rotational mechanism
Source: RefSeq, a predicted model, not a curated record